CGGGACACGCACACUGAGGGGUCACGGGGUCGUGAGUCACUCACCGGCAGAGUUUCGGUUCUCAGUCUUCAGUCCGAUGAUCUAUUAUAGUGUUGACACAGCAAGAACCUUCAGGAUCCUCCUCAGAGGAGACAAGCUCCUCCAGAACCCGAGAACCCGAGAACACCGAGACCACAUGAAAAUGCAGAAACAGAACACAAACCAGGUCCCAGACCAGACCCAGAAAACUGUCAUCCCAAAGGUCCGAUAUCACCCGAGCAUCCAGACCCAGACACCUGGAGCCAAACCCAGACCCAGUCCAACCCAGAACACCAGACCAACUGCUGUGCGUCCCCCUCAGACCGGCAGUAAAACAGUCCAGAAAAACCAGGAUGUCAAAAAGACCCCGCAGGUUAAUCCAGGUCCUGCUGUGAGACCACGACCUGAUGGAGGACCAAAAACGAGCGCUCAGAAACCGCUUCAGAGACCUGUUUCAAAUCCAGACCCUGACAGAGCCCCUCUCAGACCGGAGCAGGUCCCUCUGGGUCUGGGGGUCCAGUUGGACAGGUGUGUUGUGGAGGACGUGGAAGUUCUGACCCGCGGACAGAGUACCAACCAGGACUGGUUCACCUGGAGGAAGAACCGGAUCACGGCCUCCGUGGCUCACCAGAUCGCUCACAGCCGCUUUGUUAACGGGAAGAGCAGAACCCCGCCGGUCUCCUACAUGGCUGCAAUCACAGGUGAGGGGCGGCGCGUCCAGACCAGAGCCAUGUCCUGGGGGAUCCAGAUGGAGGCAGAGGUGGUCCGCAGGUACCAGAUGCUGAAGAGCGCUGCGUUGGGUCAGUCCGUCCUGGUCCAGGACUGCGGUCUCUUCAUUGACCCCCUUCGGCCCUGGUUGGCUGCGAGUCCUGACGGCAUCGUCACGGACAGCCUGACCGGCCAAUGGCUGCUCUGCCUGGAGGUGAAGUGUCCCUACAAACACAAAGACAGACGGGUGGAGGACGCCUGCAGGGACGACCCCGCCUUCUGUCUGGAAAUACAGGACGAGGACAGACGGGAGCCGGGACGGUCCCCGGUCUACCGCCUGAAGACGUCACACAGUUACUACACACAGAUCCAGGUCCAGCUGGCGGUGACGGGCCUGCAGCGGGCCGACCUCGCAGUCUUCACCCUGAAGGAGACGGCCAUCGUCCCAGUGACCUUUGACCCCGACCUGUGGGAGGAGACGGUGUCCAAACUGGAGCUGUUUUACAGGGAUGCCGUCCUUCCUCACCUGAGGGAGAAGACACGGCAGGACACAGCAGCAGCGUGGACACCUGAGCUGUAGAGACUGUCUUCUUUUAAACACCUGCAGUAAAGUAUAUUCAAGUUUUAUAGUAAAGUAUUACUUAAAAAACAAACAAAGACAUCCUCCGUUGUACUGCAGAGUACUAGUACAACCACCAGGACAAACAAAUGAGAUUCAUCUCACGUUGUAACCAAAUAUUUUUCAUAUCAUUUUUCUUGUUACUAAAAUAUCAAACUAUGGAGAAAAUUGUAUUCGUCACUAUGCAGACGAUGUUCCGCUGUACUGCAACCAAAAACCAUCUUCUCCAUAGACUUCCAUUAUAAAAGAGACAUUUGUUAAACUGCUGACAGCUUUUACUGUUUGGACUCUGAAUGUUUUUUACCACGAAGGUGUCGUGUUUAUCAUAAUUUGAUAUCGCCAAGAGAACAAAAUCUUUUUAAACAAUGUUUUGAGUUUUUAUUUUAUUUCUUGUUACUUGAGUGGAACCGAGGACGUUGUGGUUUAUGUUUGGCAUCUUGAACCUGUAGACCAGUGGUUCUCAACCUUUUUUCAGUGAUGUACCUCCUGUGAAAUACUUUUUCAGCCAAGUACCCCCUAACCAGCGCAAAGCAUUUUUGGUUGAAAUAAAGAUGUAAUACACAGCGCUCUGCCAUCAGUGUCUGAUUUAUUAAACUGUCAACACUGACGAUUGCAUUGUUGCAUUGAAUUCAGUUUAUGAACUUACACUUAUAUUUUAUUGAAUAUUUAUUAAAUAACUAUUUUUAAAGGAUUUUUGAAUGGAUGCUAAUUUUAAAUAUAUAUUUUUUAAAUCUCACGUACCCCCUGGAGUGCCUUCACGUACCCCCAGGGGUACACGUACCCCCAUUUGAGAACCACUGCUGUAGACCACCAGAAUCAGGACCAGGUUUGUGGGUCUCCUGAACUGAAGGAGAAACAUGGAGCUCCAGACUUUCAACUAGAAUACAAUCUGUUACUCAAAAUCUCUCU
Messenger RNA from Anoplopoma fimbria (sablefish), 2254 nucleotides. RefSeq lists its product as uncharacterized. The transcript is spliced from 5 exons. Lineage: Eukaryota; Metazoa; Chordata; Actinopteri; Perciformes; Anoplopomatidae. The record is from RefSeq and is a predicted model, not a curated record. The coding region runs from base 77 to 1306 and encodes 409 amino acids.